AUGGAUGAAGAGUUGAAUGGUGGCAUGGGUCAAUACUCAAAUAUUGAAUCCGUAUAUUCACUAUGUGAUGAGUUGGAAAGCUUAUGCAGAUCAUCCUCUGAAGAAGAUAGCAGUGACAGUGAAGUGGAUAUGGUUCCAAGAAGGCAUAAAUUUAGGAAUAAUGUCAUAGAACUCGGCAACAAUUUUUUUUCACCUGAAGCAUUUAAAGUGGCCUUAAGGGAUGACGCUAUUAAAAGAAAGUAUGCUAUUAGGUUUGUGAAGAAUGAAGGGAAUAGAGUUACUGCUACAUGUUCAAAAAUUUGUGGGUGGAGAAUUCAUCUAUUAAUUAACUCAGAGGAUGCCAAAUACAUGGACACAAUUAGGGAUGAACCCACAUGGAAACCAUCUGCAAUGAAGAAGGCAGUUUUAAGAUAUUUGGAUGUUAAUGUUUCCAAAUACAAGACCACCAAUCUUGGUAGUAUUGCAGUGACUACUGUUGAUAGACCAACACUUGAUGACCCUGCCAGAUUUGAAGGGCUAUUUGUUUGCUUUGAAGCAAUGAAGAGAGGUUUCUUGGAAGGAUGUAGGCCAUUCAUUGGAUUUGAUGGUUGCUUCUUGAAGGGUCCUUACAAAGGGCAGUUGUUAAGUGUAAUUGGCAAGGAUGGAGACAAUGGAAUAUUUCCUAUAGCCAUAGGUGUGGUUAGGUCUGAAAUAAAACAAUCAUGGGAAUGGUUUUUAAACCAACUAGAAAGUGCUUUGGGUCCUCUAAACAGAUUUACAUUUAUGUCCGACAGGCAAAAGGGUUUAGUUGAAAUCUUUGAAGACAAGUUGCAUAGCACUUACCAAAGAUUUUGUGUGAAGCAUAUGUAUGAGAAUUUUAAGAAGAAGUUUAAGGGUACGAAGUUGAGGGAUGAGAUGUGGAAUGCAACACGUGCUUUGACUAAAGAUACAUUUAAGCAUCACAUGCAUCUCAUAAGUCAGAUUGAUAAGGAAGCCCAUGAAUGA
Cornus florida is the source of this 984-nucleotide messenger RNA. RefSeq lists its product as uncharacterized. The transcript is spliced from 4 exons. The coding region runs from base 1 to 984 and encodes 327 amino acids. The record is from RefSeq and is a predicted model, not a curated record. NCBI's taxonomy places the organism in Eukaryota, Viridiplantae, Streptophyta, Magnoliopsida, Cornales, Cornaceae.